AUGCGCCGACCCCGGUCUUCGGCCACCGCGGUGUAUAAGCUGUGCCAGCUCAUGCUCGAUCCACAGCGUGCAGCGCGAGCCGCCGAGCCAGGGCCACCGACCGCAAGCACCCCGGCCGAUAGGGCGCAGCGCGACGGCGAGCGCGUCACGCUUUCGGCAAUGCUCGAGCAGGUCGAGGCGAAUCGAAGGCAAAUAGAGGCGCUCGAUGCGACCAGGCGGAGGGAGCAAGCGGCCGCGGCUACCCCCGGCAGUGCCGCCGCCGCCCCCUCCUGCGCCGUCUCGUCUUCUCUCGGCGCACCCGCGUACGAUCCGCAGCGCUUGAGGGAGUCACGCCUGGUCGUGUUACGUAUAUGGGCAGAGUCGCUCGCCCAAUGGAUCGACCACCGCUUCGGAUCCUCUCAGAUGGCGUGCGUGAGCGCUUACAGGUAG
Emiliania huxleyi CCMP1516 is the source of this 429-nucleotide messenger RNA. RefSeq lists its product as hypothetical. The record is from RefSeq and is a predicted model, not a curated record. NCBI's taxonomy places the organism in Eukaryota, Haptophyta, Isochrysidales, Noelaerhabdaceae. The coding region runs from base 1 to 429 and encodes 142 amino acids. The transcript is spliced from 4 exons.